Molecule: messenger RNA, 1568 nt
Organism: Rhodofomes roseus
Lineage: Eukaryota; Fungi; Basidiomycota; Agaricomycetes; Polyporales; Fomitopsidaceae
Exons: 10
Coding region: 122-1402 (426 amino acids)
Molecular function (GO): protein binding
Source: RefSeq, a predicted model, not a curated record
GCCACAAUCAUUACGGACUUCGCACGCCCUGUCCGUCCAACUUCGCGCAAGCCAGCUGCUAUACGCUUGCAGCACCCUCUCUGCCACUGACUCACAACCUUGAACCCUUCCUGCUCAAGAGAUGCCGAAAGAGUUGCUUGGAUACUAUUGGGAUGAAGAAAAGAAGCGAUACUUCCCGAAUUCUAUGAAACCAAAGUUACCCAUGCUACACGUCCCUGAGGAGACCCAAGGGGACGAGCCUUCCCGAAAGCGAAGGCGCAUCGAAGGGGGGAUUCCUACAUUUUCUGCACUCCAGAAGCUCCGGACCUCCUACGGGAGCAGCUCACGCAGGCGAAGCGCAUUGCAUGAUAUUUUUGCGUCAAGUUUGUCGCUCACAUGCGGCGGCGCAGCGUACCCUGUCGUCAGCGCCGGGCACAUCACCUCCAUCUGCGCAGAGGAUGCAUCGAGCUAUGAUCCCGAACGCCGCUCCGUGACUUUGGGCGAUAGCUCAGGGUGGCUGUACUCGAUACGCAAUGCCGAUCCAGACCGCCCCCCGAAGAGCCAUGUAGAGCUUAAUAUCGGCUCAUCUGUUUCCGCGAUCUGCUCGUGGGGAACGCGACGCGUGGCGACGUCGUUUGGAUGGCCUUGUAAAAUAUUCAUACGUGACAUUGCGCCCGUAGAACGGUGGACAAUUCUGAGCAUGCCGGAGGUCAUGUGUCACGAUGUCUCAACCGCUGCCCUAGAGGAUCGGACAAUGGCGUUGGGUGCCGGCGGGCGUUGCGUGGUUGUCCCCGACUUGGAAGUUCAUACAGGACUGCUAGACUUCUACACUGGCAGCGACGUGUUAGGAAUAGCUAUGGAUAGACACCUCAUAUAUGUGGGCUCCCGAAGCGGUUUUGUGCAGCGCUUUGACACACGUGUGCCCAAGAAGGAGCAUUGUACCAUUCUGAACCACAGAUUCUGGCGCUCGCCAAAUUCCAUCACACAUCUCAGCUUAAUCCACCAAAAUGCAUUGCUAGUGGGCACAAUACGGGGCGACCUCGAGACGCACGAUAUCCGUUUUCUGCGUGACUCAGACCCUCUACUGAGGUUGUCGGGUCACGUCAACGCGUGCAUGACCAAACUGGGUCUCGCUAUCGAUCCCUCCGAAGACUUCGUCUUCGCUGCCGGCCAAGACCAGCGCAUCCGCGGCUGGUCCCUGCGCACGGGCAAGCGGCUUCCCGCACAGCCCGUCAACUCCCGCGCAGCCGUCUCAGAUUGGCACGACGCGCCAGCGGAGAAAACGAGACUGUUCGACGUGCUCUUCGAUGCGCCCGUCGCUGCGAUGCAGGUGGCCAGAGGUGAUGAGGGCCUUUGUCUUUGGGCGGCUUGCGGUGGGGAUGUUUAUCGUAUGUCGCUCUGCAACUCGUCUGUCGUGGGUUGAUGGAUAGGGACAGCUGGCGCGCCUGCUGUUCGACUGGCUGACGGGAGCUGUACUCGCUGUCGUGUAAGAGGGCCCAUUUGUGAAUCUCUCGGCUGGAUGUAUUGGUACCUUGGUUCGAUUGUUCAAUAGCAUCGUGGCGCUGUACAAUUGCCAAUGCGUCAUUGAA